Messenger RNA from Prorocentrum cordatum, 1176 nucleotides. The record is from the annotation of a GenBank genome assembly. NCBI's taxonomy places the organism in Eukaryota, Dinophyceae, Prorocentrales, Prorocentraceae.
AUGGCCGCCGCGACCGCGGAGGGCGGCGGGGCCGCGCCUGGGCGGGGCGGCGGGCCGACGCCGCUCUCGGUGGUGCGCGCGGGCAUCGGCCUGGCCACGGACCUGUACGACCUCACGGUGCUGAACGCGCUCGCGUUCGGCUGCGCAGCCGACGCGGUCGGGCGGCGGCCAGCGUUCCUCGCCAGCGCUGCGCUGCUCUGCCUCGGCGCGGCGGGGAGCGCCACCGCCGGGGCGGUGGGCAGCCUGGGCCCGUACGAGGUGCUGCUGGCGUGGCGCCUGCUGCUGGGCGUCGGCAUCGGGGGCGAGUACCCGCUGAGCUGCGCGGUGACCGCGGAGGGUUCAGGUGUUGAGACCGUCUGGGCUACCGUGAGGGGGGCCCGCGUGUGCAGCGUGGACGUCUUGCGGGCGAUAUGGUUCCCGCUGCUCGGGACGACGUCCACGUACUUCCUCUACGACGUGGUCUCGUGGGGCGUCGGCAGCUACACGUCGUCAAUAUUCAAGUCUGACACGCGCGCUGGGACUCUCUGGUACAUGCUGCUGAUAAACGUUAUGGCAACGCCAGGCUUCAUCCUCACCAUGUGGAUGGGCAAAUAUGGGCGACGGACAUUCCAAAUGUGGGGUUUCUUCGGCAUGGCUGCGUGCAUGCUCACCGUCGGCUUGUCGUACGAACAUGCUCCCAUGCUGGUGCUGGUCCUCGUCUUCGGCCUGCAGAAGAUCUUCGACUCUGCAGGCCCUGGCGCCACCACUUUCAUCAUCCCUGGCGAGAUAUUUCCCACCUCGGUGCGCGCCACCUGUCACGGCGUCUCCGCGGCCGCGGGUAAGCUGGGGGCCUUCGCCGGGAUGUACCUCUUCCCGGUGGUUGAGAGCCGCGUGGGCUACCCGGCCAUGCUGCAGCUGGGGGGCGUCAUCUCGGAGGAGGGCCAGGCCGCGGUGUGCUCGGCCGGCCCCCCUCCGACCAUCAUGCUGGUCGGCAUGGCGGCCACCGCGGCACUGACGCCGCCCUACACCGCCAGGACGCUCCGGCGGCUGCGGGCGCUGGCCGACGCUGACGUGUCGCGGACCACCGAGGUGCUGUGGUCGGGCGUGUCGGCCGCGCCGGCGUGCCCGAGGGCAGGCUCGCGCUCGUCGGCGGGGUCGGAGGCCGAGCUGGCCUCGGCGGCGUCCUUCCGCGCGUAG